Messenger RNA from Condylura cristata (star-nosed mole), 954 nucleotides. It is a transcript of the gene CUNH16orf86, whose product is annotated as chromosome unknown open reading frame, human C16orf86. The transcript is spliced from 4 exons. Lineage: Eukaryota; Metazoa; Chordata; Mammalia; Eulipotyphla; Talpidae. Bases 1 to 954 code for a protein of 317 amino acids. The record is from RefSeq and is a predicted model, not a curated record.
AUGGACUCAGCAGAGUCUGAGAGGAGACCAGGCGCCCAAGAGGGGGAGACCCCGGGGCCACCACAGCUCGGGGAGGCAAUGGAUGGCCAUGUCCAGAGCUCUGAGUGUCCUGUGACAGGAGACCAAUGCCUGGUGCCAGCCCAUGAGACCUGCUGGACCCAGGGUGAAGAUAAGUGCCCCACAGGUCCAGCCUCAGAGCCGGCGCUCCAGGAGGGCAGACUGCAGUUGGAGGAAGAGAGGCUCAAGCUAGAGGUGGAGACGUUGGAGGAGACAGGCCCUCGGCCUAUGACUUCCAUUGUGAGGCCCAGUCAUGGUCCCAAGAGGAAGCCAGCCUCCUGUCCCUGGCUCUGGUCCCCCAGCCUCCCAGGGCUUAGCCACCAAGCCCAUCCUAGGACUGAAGCUGAGCUGCCAGCGGGGAUACCGCUGCAGAGGGAGGAGCCAGAGGGCAGCCAAAGUGAGACCUCACCGACUGCCAAACAGCACAAAAAAGCCAAGAAGCGCAAGAGUCUGGGGGCCCCAGUGCUCCCAGCCGUGGCCAGCACAGCGUCUGCACCCUCAGAAACCCUGGGUCUGGAGCGAAAGGCCCAGCGCCUGCGCCCCCUGUACCAGUACAUCAACUAUUGCAAUCCUGAGCUGAACCAGGCGGGGGAGGGGGACAGGGAGGCCGAGGUGGACAUGGAGCCCGAGUCGGAGCUGGCCCUGGCCUCCGAGGAGGCGGGUGUGGAGCAACUACAGGUCUUGCUGCCCAUCGCAGGUGAGCUGGGCUCAGGCCUCACUGUGCCCUGCCCCACCCAGGGACAGGAGGCCAGAGAGGAGCCUGGGGGGCUGCCCAACUUGGGAGUCAGCGGCCACCUCAAGGCUGAGGUGGAUAAGUCAACCCAGGUGGAUAUCGACAAGAUGCUGAGCGUCUGUGCUGCCCCUCCCGUACCCCCGCUUUCUCCUCAAUACAAGUGA